GGAAUCCCCAUGUUGAUGAGGAUGGAAGGAUCGAGGGGGCGCCAUUAACCAAGAGUCUGGGCGAGAUGAAGGUGGCGACGGAAGAAGUGCCCAUCCAGCCGGUUAUUCAAGUGAUGAAGCCAACACAGCCUGCGUCGACGUCGACGUGGAAGGACGCGCCGUUCGCCAUUCUCUUUCUCCUCCACGUUGCGGCCAUCGUGGCGGUCAUGGUGUCUUUGGGAGUACCAAUGUUAAACGCGGCGGCUUCAUCCAGUCAGGCAGGCUCUACGGGCUCCAGUCCUUCUUUCACGCCGCAGGACAUUGGAACAAUCGCAGUUGUGGCCGUCGUGCUUGCCGUCGUCUCAGCCAUCGUUGCAUACCUACUCUUGCAAGCGGUGCUCAAGUUUGCCAAACAAAUCAUCGCGUACAGCUUAUGGGGAAACGUCGUCAUGUGCUUUGUGUUUGCGGCCGCAGGAUUCGCCGGUGGCGCCGCCGUCCUGGCGAUUGUCUUCAUCUUUUUUGGGAUGUGUGGCCUCUGCUACGUUCACGCAGUCAAGAGUCGUAUUCCAUUUGCUGGCGCCAACUUGCACGUGGCCGCCGCCGCUGUCACGAAAAACUGGUCCAUUUUCCCCGUGGCGAUUCUCGUCAUGGCGAUUAAAGUCGUGUGGGUCUUCCUAUGGGCAGUUGCAUUCAUUGGGGUGCUCGGCAACGUCACCACCGAAAGUCCAAAUCCCGGGGCCAGUUCUGCUGGCACGUCGUGUUCCGCCAACAGCGAAUGCGAGUCAGGAGCGUGCGACAUAUCGCGCAAUAGUGAUUCUCAAAAGAUUUGUCAACCGUUCGUACCUGGUCAAGUCGUCGUGGCGUACUGUUUCAUGCUGCUGUCGCUCUACUGGGGCGUCAACGUGGCCAAGUACGUCCUCCACACGACAGUCGCCGGCAUGGUGGCCACGUGGUUGGCGGCCGGUGACUCGCAGUCGGCGAUGUCCGGGUCGUUCCGUCGGGCGAGCACCACGUCGUUUGGAUCGAUUUGUUUGGGAGCGUUCUUGGUUGCUAUCUUGCAAACCCUUGAAGCACUGGCCAAAGAAGCCAAGAAGAAAGGCAAUGGCGCGGCGUGUAUCGCGGAAUGCAUUCUCCUCAUCCUGCGAGGCGUGCUCAUGUAUAUCAACCGGUGGGCAUUUGUGUACGUCGGCAUGUACGGGUUUCCAUUUGCCCAUGCGGGCAAGGCCGUGUUUGGCCUCUUUCAACAACGAGGGCUGUCCGCCAUCGUCAACGACGACUUGGUCGAUACCGCGAUGGGCGCACUUUCGCUUGUCAGCGGUGUGAUCUGCGCCCUUCUUGCUUUGGCAUACUCCCUCGUCGGCAUGACGUCCACGUUCUCGGGCGCCAACAUCAUCGUCCCCUUGGUUGGAUUUGUGUUUGGGGCCGGGGUCACGUUGAUUCCACUCAGCGUCGUCAACAGUGCGGUCGCGACGGUCUUUGUCUUCUUUGCAGAGGAUCCGGCAGCGCUGAGCCGAACGCACCCGGACCUGCACAACGACCUGAUUAGCGCGUGGCGCACGGCGCACCCAGACGCCAUGGCCGCUUUCGUAGCAAUGUGAGUGUGCGCAUGCGAUCUCUUUCGCUUGGAUAUCUGAAUAUAUAUUCCACUGCUCAUCCA
This is a messenger RNA of Aphanomyces invadans, 1636 nucleotides long. RefSeq lists its product as hypothetical. Gene Ontology annotation, molecular function: transmembrane transporter activity. The record is from RefSeq and is a predicted model, not a curated record. Gene Ontology annotation, cellular component: membrane. Gene Ontology annotation, biological process: transmembrane transport. The transcript has 9 exons. Bases 66 to 1577 code for a protein of 503 amino acids. NCBI's taxonomy places the organism in Eukaryota, Oomycota, Saprolegniomycetes, Saprolegniales, Verrucalvaceae.